Drosophila grimshawi is the source of this 1747-nucleotide messenger RNA. It is a transcript of the gene Cyp9c1, whose product is annotated as cytochrome P450 9c1. Bases 112 to 1686 code for a protein of 524 amino acids. Gene Ontology annotation, molecular function: iron ion binding; heme binding; oxidoreductase activity, acting on paired donors, with incorporation or reduction of molecular oxygen. The transcript is spliced from 2 exons. Lineage: Eukaryota; Metazoa; Arthropoda; Insecta; Diptera; Drosophilidae. The record is from RefSeq and is a predicted model, not a curated record.
AGUGGUGUUUCAGUGCUCAGCUGAGUAAGUCGCCAGCGGAAUUGUGAUAGCUGAAUCUGUGGCGCUGCAUCCCCGCGAUAUUCUCUCCUUAACCAAACUCCAUGCAACGCAAUGGCGCUCGUGGAACUGUUCUUUCUGCUCAGCUUUCUCGGCGCAUUGCUCUUCAGAUGGUCCAAAUCGAGUUUUGGUUACUUUCGGAGCCGGGGCGUGGCUCAUGAGCGCCCCCUGCCGUUGCUCGGCAAUGUGCCGGCAUCGAUGAUGUUCGGACGAGGCUCCUACGUGCGGCACACCAUCGAACUGCAUCAGCGUCUGAAGGCGCACAAGGUUUAUGGCGUCUAUAAUUUGAGGGAUCCGCUCUAUUAUCUGGCCGAUCCGGAGCUGAUACGCCUGGUGGGCAUCAAGCACUUUGACAUCUUCACCAAUCAUCGCCAGGGCAUUGGCGAUGAGCACGACACGGGUGAUAGCUCGGUGUUAUCCAAAUCUCUGCUGUCUCUGCGAGAUCGUCGCUGGAAACAGAUGCGCAACACAUUAACGCCCACAUUCACCGGUGUUAAAAUACGUCUCAUGUUCGACCUGAUCCAGGCAUGCAAUGUGGAGGCAGUGCGCUAUGUGAAGAAGCUUCAGCUUCAGUCAACAACGGAUGGCGCUGGAGUCGAACUGGAGCUCAAAGAGUUCUUUACGCGCUACACCAACGAUGUGAUUGCGACGACCGCCUUUGGCAUAGGGGUGAACAGCUUUGUGGAUGAGCAGAAUGAAUUCUUCAUGCUCGGACAGCGUGUCUCGCAGUUCAGUUUCUGGGGUGGUAUCAAGGUGCUGCUUUACAUAAUACUGCCACGGCUGAUGAAGGCUCUGCGUGUGUCCGCCAUCGAUCUCAAUAACGUGGCCUAUUUCAGGCGUUUGGUUUUUGGCGCCAUGCAACAGCGGCGGGAUUUGGAAAUUGUGCGGCCAGACAUGAUACAGCAGCUAAUGGAGGCGCAACGCCUGUUCAGGGAGCAAGAGCAGCAGGGACAGACGACAGUGGAUGGCGCUCAGUUCAAUGAUGAGGAUUUGCUGGCGCAGUGUCUGCUCUUCUUUUCAGCCGGCUUUGAAACGGUCUCCACCUGCCUUAGCUUCACUAGCUAUGAGCUGGCGAUAAAUCCAGCGGUGCAGCAGACACUAUACGAGGAGAUUAUGGACGUGGAACAGCAGCUGGACGGUAAACCACUGGACUACGACAGCCUGAUGGGCAUGCAGUACUUGGAUUGCAUCAUCUCCGAGUCACUGCGCAAAUGGCCGCCAGCAAUUGUCAUUGAUCGGAUGUGCGGCGCCGACUUUGAGCUGCGCGACGAUGCUGGAGAGCUGCUGUUGAAGCUGAGCAAGGAUGAUCUAGUGCACAUACCAAUUGUGGCCCUGCACUACGAUCCGGAUAACUUUGAACAACCCGAAGAGUUCCGACCCGAGCGCUUCGAUGAGGAGCACAAGCAUCAGAUUCGACCCUUCACAUAUCUGCCCUUUGGCUUGGGUCAGCGCAUGUGCAUCGGCAAUCGCAUGGCCCUCAUGGAGGUCAAGGCGAUGAUCUACCAGCUGGUGCUGCACUUCAGAUUGCUGCCCACCGAGCGCACCCCCCUCGACAUGAUGGCCAGCAUUGAGGGCUUUCGCAUGGAGCCGCGAGAGCGCUUCUGGUGCCGCUUCGAGCCCAGGCACUGAAUUUUAAAUAAGAACUUUAUCAACUAAUGCUCAAUAAAAGCACAGAUACUUAUAACUUUAA